Nymphaea colorata (pocket water lily) is the source of this 4302-nucleotide messenger RNA. RefSeq lists its product as uncharacterized. The record is from RefSeq and is a predicted model, not a curated record. Gene Ontology annotation, cellular component: spindle pole. Bases 120 to 4103 code for a protein of 1327 amino acids. Gene Ontology annotation, biological process: establishment of meiotic spindle localization; mitotic cell cycle; spindle organization. The transcript has 21 exons. Lineage: Eukaryota; Viridiplantae; Streptophyta; Magnoliopsida; Nymphaeales; Nymphaeaceae. Gene Ontology annotation, molecular function: protein binding.
UUCUUCUUAUUUCUCCGUUUUCUGUUUCUCCGGUCAUCAGAGAAAUCUGUUCUCAUCGUUCUCGGUUCACGCUGUCGCCGGUCCGGUAGGUAACUCGGAAGCAGCUGCACAGACGGCAAAUGGAGGAAGAAAGGCAUCAUAGUCUCCAAUUCUCCUUGACUUCCCCCCACGCACCUCCUCCCUCUUCUUCUUCCUCCCUCUUGAGGGAUAUCUCUAACUUCAAAGCGCAGUGUACGCCCAGAAACCGCCCCGUAUCUCUCCCUUCUUCCCCGUACUCCAUAUUUUUUACCGCCUCCAAGCAGACACCAGCUACUGCCACCGGUCCCUCGUCCACCCGCCGGUGCCCUCCGUCCUCGCUUUCUCGCAAGAAGGCCGCCCGCCGCCUCCGGGCCUUCGAAGUCGAGCAAUCGUUUUCCUCGCACAAGGUGCAGAUAAAAAAGGAGAAGUCCCUGAACUCGCUUGAGCGUUCCCUCGCAAUCUGGUUGAAUUUCCUCUUCCGAGACCCUGGGUCUUGUGGGUGCGACACCGAGGUCUUUAAUGGAAGGGUUGCUGAUUGUCCAGAUCAGGCAAUGUUGGGGGGGAAUGGUAAGCGAGAUAGCUUGCCGGGCGAGAAAUUCGAGAUUGGUGGCGGUUGGAGAAAUCCCAAGCGGCUAAAGAAUAGGCCGGCAGGAUCUGGUUCUGGCGCUGCUUCAAGAGAAGCUGAAUGGACGGCUGCGGCAGUGCUUAGGGUCUCGCUGAAGGACGUGUGUAGCUUAGAGGAUUUGAAGGACAGGUUGAGCUUGUACAUAUCUGCUGAGGGUCGCAAGGAUGUGCUGCUUAUGAUGUCUCACGUUUCUAAGACUAUAGACGAGGGUAGAUUGAAAAUGAAGGCCCAUUGUCCUGUGGUAUCAGAUGUGGCGAUGAGGGAAAAAUCCAUUAAGGUGCUAAUGUGUUAUAAUCCGACGUGGCUACGCAUUGGUCUCCAUAUCGUCUUCGGUGGAGAUUCCAUCUUACCUGCUGAUCUGACGACUGAAAAAAAUGCAGAUGAUUUUGAAGAGGAAUUGUUUGUAAGGAUGAUUGUCGAAAAACAAUUCUUUUCUCAUGCAGGUCUCGCAAAGUCGUAUGCUUACAACAAGUCGGUUGAGGGAAAUUACAGACCUGGUUAUUAUGAAGCACUUGGGAGUGUAAUAUUGAAGAGAUUUUUGCUUUUUGUUCUUUGCCUCGACAAGGCAAAAUGCGAAAGCUCCCUUCCUUUGAGAUACGGAAUUGAUGGACUUGAUGGAGGUUCGCCAUUGUUGUUUCGAAAAGGAUCUUCAAUUAAAUCUAGCAGACAAGUUAUUCUUGAUUUUCUGAUGGAACUAAUGCACGGAGAAGGCGACUUGAUUUCGCGCCUUGCAACUCUUGGCUACAAAGUUUCCUACCAACAGCCUCCGCUGGCCGAGUAUGAUUUUGUUGUGGCUAAUUUAGUCAAUGAUCUUGGUGAUGGUCUGCGACUCUGUAGAGUUGUUCAACUUUUGCAACAUGAUGCCUCUAUCCUUGCGAAAAUCAUGGUUCCUUCUGAGAAUAGGAAGAAGAAGCUGCAGAAUUGUAAUGUGGCUAUGCAGUAUCUUAAGCAGGCGGGGGUUCCAUUUCUUGAUGAUGAUGGUGACCUUGUUACUGCUGAAGAUAUUGUUGGUGGGGAUAAAGUACUGGUUCUAGCACUAUUGUGGAACAUUUUUAUCCAUCUACAGCUGCCUUUGUUAGUCCCCAAAGAUGGUUUGCUUGAAGAGCUGUCUAAACUAAAUAAAUCACGUAUGGUGAUCUCAGAUGGUAAGAUUAUGCCACACCUAGAUAUGGUUCUGGCAUGGAUUCAGGUAAUCUGUGAGGGCUAUGACUUGAAGGUGUAUAAUUAUGCUUCUCUGGUUGAUGGAAAAGCAUUAGUUUGUAUGAUCGAUUACUACUUCACAGCUAUGCAUCACAGAAAUUCUACGGACGUCCAGGAGGGUAACACUUCACUUGUUCCAUAUUGUGAUGAUGCCCUGCAAAAUUUUGACUAUGUCCAAAGAGUGAACGCAACGAUAGGCAAAUUUCCUGAGGUUCUGGAACACACUGAUAUUUUGGACCAAGACCUUUCUUGUAAUGAGCGGAGUGUGGUUGUUCUAGCAAUACUUGUGUCGUGCCUACUGAUUGGCAGGAAAAAAAUGGAUCAAGUGAAUCUUCAACGAGCUUUAGGAGGGAGUCCUUUUGCUUCAAAACUUAAACCUCCAGGAGCAAUGUCUAACAAUAAGGAUAUGUCCGUUGCUUGUUCAAGUGAUGAUAUGCAUAUCAAAGUUUGGAAAAACUCGAAAAGCAGGGGCGGACAAGACACACGGACCUCUGAAGAGGGAGCUAGACAAGUCAUCAGGACAUAUUUAAGGUGCUUCGCGGAACGGCGGGAGUUUUUGAAGGUUAGGGCGGCAACAGUUCUUCUGCAGGCAGCCGUUCGUGCUUGGCUGGUUAGCAAAAGAUUUAGCUAUACAUCUGAACUUGGAUCCUUCGUACUAGAACAAACACCUGGAAAGAGGAGCUCCCCAAUGUUUGAGAGGUAUUUCAGAUAUAUAAUUGAGAGAAGGAGCUUCUUAAGAAAGAAAAGAGCAGUGUCAGUUAUACAGAGGUCUGUGCGGCUGUGGAUUACCAGCAGAUGCAAUCUGAAAUGCAUACCGUCUGCCGAAUCUGAUUACCCUCAAAAGUUCGUCUUCGCUGUGACUAUCAUCCAAGCUUGCAUCCGUGGAAGGGCUGAGAGACGUCGAUGUGCUGAUAUUGCUGGUCAACAGCAGAACCAUUUGUCAGUUAUCGCUGGGAUGGAGUUUUCAAAAGAUCCAGUAGAUGCAGCGGUUAAGAUUCAGCUGGCUUGGAGAAGAUGGAAGAAAAGCAAUUUCAUGUCCGUGCAGCAUACUGCAGCUACCAGAAUCCAAAGUUCUUGGCGUGGUUGGUUAACCAGAAAGAACUUUCAGCACCAGCAAGUUGCCGCCGUCAAAAUUCAGAGUCGGGUUAGGACAUUCUUAUGUCAGCAAUACUUCAAUAGUUACAAUGUUGCUGCAGUUGCAAUCCAGAGACAUAUCAGGAGAGCCAUAUCCGAGGGAGAAGUGUUCGAUGGUGGCUGUCGGGGAAAUGAAGAAUUUAAACUUCCACAAAAUCAGCUCAGAAGCGUCGUUACAAUACAAAGAUGGUGGCGAAAACGUUUGGCCCCCAGUUUACCAGAACAAUUGGCUAUUACAAUUCAAGCCCAUAUUCGUGCGUGGAUUGCUCGUCGGAAUGUGACGAAAACGAAGUCCUGCGCCAUUGUCAUCCAAAGACGGUGGAAGAAUAUUUUAUUAUGGAAACAAAGAGAAAGGUCGGCAAUUCUGAUUCAGUCAUAUAUUCGUAGGUGGAUUGCGAGGCGACUUGUGGAAAAGGCCAAGCUUUGUAUUAUUACCAUCCAAUCUUAUUGGAGGGGUCACUUGGCAAGAAGGAAACUACACCUAGAAUCAAGAGACCAAUUGUUGGAUCUGCGGGUUCGCAUGCAAAAAUCUGCAGCCAAUAUAGAUGACGGGAUGCGCCUCAUGAAUCGCCUUAUUGAUGCACAUCAUACGCUUGCUGCAUUACUGAACUCGAGAAAGGUUACUGGCAUUCUUCAUACCUGUGAAACUUUAGAUAUGGCAACUCAUCUUUCUCAAAAAUGCUGCGAGACACUGGCUGAAACAGGCGCAGUUGAGACUUUGUUACUAGUCUUCCAGAUUGGCAAUCGCAGUGUUCCGUAUGUGGAGGUGUUGACGCGUGCCUUGUCUACUCUUAGGAACCUUGCUCGCUACCCACAUAUCGUACAAGUGCUGAUCAGAACGAAUGGGCUCCUAAAGAUAGUUUUAGAGGAGCUGUUAUGGCACAAGGAGGAAGGAUACUUCAUCGCAGCUGAGCUACUACAGAAGAUAUGUGCAUUCAAGGAAGGCGUAGAGGCCAUUCGGAGUAAGCAUUUUUUUGUCAAAAGGCUUCAUAAUCUUGCGGAAGAUCUUCGAAGGAAAGCAAUAGUGGAAAAGAAGCAAAAUGGAUAUCGGCGCAGCACGAAGUAUAGCGCAGAGAGACGACUCAGCCCAGCCAAGGAAAUCUUGUCUUGCAUCCUGAACAAUUGAAGUCGAAAGUUUCCAGCUUUCGGAGAUCGGCUUGUUCCCUUGCCUUGUGUAAAGUGCAUUUUCAUCUCUGUGUUGAAUGCUUUUGGACAAUACGAUUUGGCAGUUGAUAGGAUCUGGCUGCUUGCCUCUUUACCUUGUCUGCCAUUGGAGGGAAAUUAUUACCUGGUAAAAGAAAAAGAACAUUCUUGGUUUUGCACUA